GCAAUUCAUUCCAGUUUCACUGACUUCAACAUGAAGACCUUUCAUCAUGUGUUCGUGAUGUGCGUGGUGGUAUUUCUAGCAUGGGAGGCAGCUGCAGUGGAGGAAACUGUUACAUUCGAUCGAGAUGUAACAGUGUUGGGCUCAAACAACCAGAUCCAGAAGCUGCAUUCUUGGACGAUUGAAGUUAAAAAAGUGGAAUCAGAAUCUGACUAUGUAUCCAGGCGUACAGAUAACGAAGGCAAAAAACUUGCUAUUUUCUUCUUCAACAAUGAUAAAGACGCAUUAAAAGGUGAUGACGAAAAAUUCAAGGUUCUAGCUGCGAAGGAGUUCGCAAGAAAUGAAGUUAGAAACGGUGUUUACUUAAUUGUUCCCAAUGAUGUGCUUACUGAAAAUUUUAGAAAAAAACACAACAUACGAUUUACGAAUUAUCUUUGGUUUGACUUGGAAGAUAAGUACAAAGUCGUCGAUGUUACCGACAAAGCUUCAUAUGACGCAAGGCAUAACGAGUACGAAGGCAGAAGUAUUUACACUUUGUUUCACGACUACCAGCCGGACUGUGUGACAGAGAGCGGCAAGAACUGCCUUGAGUGGAGAAAAGAAGAUACCAUGCUUUGGAUAAAAAACAAGUACAACACUAUGUGUGUUCGGACCGUUCUGCUCGUAGUUCAUGUGGAUGUCGUUCGCCCUGAUGCAAUAGGGAAGCUCUGUCCAAAACUUGGACAGCCAUUGGAGUACCCUGCAUUGUACCACGAAAAAAACUCAAGGUUGAUCGAUAUAACAGGAAAAUUCAGUGGAAAAUUCAAUGGAAAAAAUGCAGAUUAUAAGGCGAGGGAUUCGUGCUUUGACAGAAAUACUAGUAUGAACUAAAAGCAAGAGUUACUAGCAAGAAAACUGCCAGUGUGUCAGAAAUGAAAUAAAGAAUUUGAUUUCCAAA
Molecule: messenger RNA, 934 nt
Organism: Macrosteles quadrilineatus (aster leafhopper)
Lineage: Eukaryota; Metazoa; Arthropoda; Insecta; Hemiptera; Cicadellidae
Exons: 11
Coding region: 31-867 (278 amino acids)
Source: RefSeq, a predicted model, not a curated record